CAGAGCUCUCAGCUAGAUGGGACCAAAGCUUCACCGGGCCGCAGACUCAUACACUCCCACAUCAGCCCCUAGGGGAGAGAGAACAGAGAAGAGGAGGCAGGAAGAGAAAGCAGCACACAGAGAGCCGAAAGCUGCAGAUAGUGUGCACACUGGCUGAGAGAGAUACAACAGGAAAGCCAGUGCGUGCGUGCGUGCGUGCGUGCGUGCGUGCGUGCGUGUGUGUGUGUGUGUGUGUGUGUGUGUGUGUGUGUGUGUGUGUGUGCGUGUGCGUUUUUGGUUUUUUUUUCUUAAACUAGUUUUCUUCUAGAGCUGUUGAUGAGGCAGGCUCGGUCAACUCCAUCUCAUCUCAGCCUGGGGUCCAGAGGUGGCCGGGGGGGUCGAAGUUUGUACCACUUCUCCAGCUCGUGUGAUUUUAUUUUGCAACUUUUGAACACUGGAACUGUACUGUAAGCAUUAUGACUCUUCUGGGCUCUGAACACUCCAUACUGAUACGAAGCAAGUUUAGAUCAGUCCUACAGUUAAGACUUCAGCAGAGGAGGACACGAGAGCAGCUGGCAGACCAAGGCAUCAUGCCUCACCCGGCCUCAGACGGCUCCUAUCUGGACGCCCAGCUGAGGCUAAAGCGAGCCCGGCUCGCUGAGGACCUGAAUGAGAAGCUGGCUCUCAGGCCGGGGCCCCUGGAGCUGGUCCAAAAGAAUAUCAUUCCCCUAGACUCUGCCGACACACUGACAGUAAACCAUGGUAAGUUCCCUAAGCAGGAUGACUCUUACGCCUUUGAGGAGGACAGCAGCAGUGAGAGUCUGUCUCCAGAGCAGCACCACAGUGAUGAGUCACAGGGCUCAGCCUGCCCUUCAUCCGAGGCUGUGGGCAGUACGCCCUCCUCCUCGUCCUCACCCGCCCUCACCAGCUCUCGACAGGGGUGUGCAACCAGAGACCCACCUGAUCAAAGCCAGGAUGAAGGGCUGCCUGGCGCCAACAACAGCCAGGCUACUCCCCCCAUCCCUGUUCCUGCUAUUGUCAAGUCCAAGACGUCAGACAAGAACCGACACAAGAAACCCAAAGAUGUGAAGCCCAAAGUCAAGAAGCUCAAGUACCACCAGUACAUUCCUCCGGACCAGAAGGCAGAGAAGUCCCCUCCCCCCAUGGACUCAGCCUACGCCCGACUCCUGCAGCAGCAGCAGCUCUUCCUGCAGCUGCAGAUCCUCAGCCAGCAGAAACACUCUCACACACAUUCACAGACGCAGCAGUCACAGCAGCACACACACACUCCGCAGACACAGGCCCAGGCUCAGCAGAGGCAGCCCGCUUUCAGCUACCACCCUCACCCACCGGCCCAGACCCAGAAAGGAUCCAGUGAGCAGAUAUCAGCCUGUAGCUCCAGUGGUACGUCCAGCACAGCCAACAGCAACUCCCCCUCUCCAGUCAAGAACACAUAUCCACACCAAAGUAACAUCUCACCGGUCAAACCUGGGCCCCUGCCAGCCAAUCUAGAUGACCUAAAAGUAUCGGAGCUCAGGCAGCACCUGCGUAUUCGCGGCAUGCCUGUCUCAGGUACCAAGACCGCCCUCAUCGAGCGACUCCGGCCUUUUAAGGACUCCAACGCCAGCUCCUCGCCCUCGGGCUCCUCCGACAUCACCACAGUGACCUUCCCCGUCACACCCACAGGGUCCCUGUCCUCGUAUCAGUCCCCGUCCUCCUCCAGCGCCCUGUCGCAGGGCGGCUACUACCCUUAUCCCAGCACCUCUUCCACCCCUCCCAUCUCUCCGGCCUCCUCGGAGCUGUCCCUCAGCGGAUCGCUCCCCGACAGCUUCAGCGACGUGCCCAUGUCCUCGCCAACACAGUUCGCCCUGCAGCCGUCCCCGGCCCGGCUCAGCAUGGAGGACGGCCUGGGAGGAGGCAACCAGGGCAGUGGAGGACAGAGGGCAGGGGAGGGAGGAGGUAUGGACGGCCUGGAAGCUGAAAAAGAUAAAAUGCUGGUGGAAAAGCAGAAGGUGAUUGAGGAGCUGACGUGGAAGCUGCACCAGGAGCAGAGACAGGUUGAAGAGCUGAGGAUGCAGCUCCACAAGAGGAAACGCUGCUAUGGAGCAACACAGGACACCGUCCCUCCUCCAACGCACCCCUCCAUGCACCACCAGCAGACCCCAGCCAUGAUGGGCCAGCACUUCUUUGGGGUGACCAUCAAGCAGGAGCCCAUGUCCCUGUCCUCCAGCUGCCCUCUGUCCUCUCCCAAACAGCUCAAGAGCCCCCCUGGCAGCUGCAUGGAGGAAGUGGGACACUGCAACACCUCCGUAUCCAACCUGGGGGGCCCCGGUGGGGCACAAUGUAUGGACACAGGCCCUUCCUCUGGCAGCCCCUCGACCAUGUCUGCCUUCCUCAGUCCACAGUGCUCACCACAGGACUCUCCCAACGGAAAGCCUUCCAGUAGUCCCCAACCUUCAUCUCCUAAUAACCCUUACCUGCUGUCACAUCCACUGGGAAGGGACGGCUGCGGUCACCCCCACACCACGGGGAACAACAGAGCACGCAACAUGCAGAUCCAGCAGAAGAGAGGUGGCCAGCCGGUGAACUGUUCGUAUACUUCUGACCAAAGAGGCCUUCAGGGAGUCUUUCCCAACUCAGCUGAAUGUGGCCUUAACCAUAGCGGCUCAGCUAAAGCUGAGAACCAGAAUAUGCAACCAAAGAUUUCAGUAUUGCCCUCUCCUCGGCAUGUUGGCCAAAAGAGCCAGGUCUCUCCCCCCGCCUUCAGUAGCUCAGAUUCAGAUGCAUCUGACUUAAGACAGCCCCCAUGCUAUGAGGAUGCAGUGAAGCAGCAACUGACCAGAAGUCAGCAGAUGGAUGAACUUUUGGAUGUGCUCAUAGAGAGUGGAGAGAUGCCAGCUAACGCCAGAGAAGAGAGAGAGAGGUCCUCUGUAACCAAAGUUGUGCCUCACAUUACUGUGUCCCCAGGGUGUCCCGGCCUCCUCAUCCCAAGGUUCCACCGUCACUAUGAACACCUGUACCCCACCCAGCCCCCAUACGACCAUUCGGCCAAUCACAUCACUGAGAGCCACCUGGAGACUCUGCUGGGAAGUCCAAUCGGCCGGGGAGGGGAAGUGGCCCUUCUUAAAAUGACUACGGAGGACGGGGUCCUGGAAGACGAAGGGAACAGGGAGGGCGAAGGGUACAGCAGCCCCCACAGCCACCGACGCCACCCUCACCAUCCCCCACAGGACAAACUUCUGACCAACAGAGAUCAGAUGGACACCCCUCUGUCGCCCACCAGCACCAAGGUGUCCACCUUCCCCGAGGUGCAGGGGAUGGUCAGCAUGACGUUCAGUGAGACGCCGUGGGAAACAAUGGAGUGGUUGGACCUGAUGCCGCCCAGCUCAGCCACGGCCUUCAGUGUUGCUCCACCCAGUGGCCCCAGCAUCUUCAACACAGAGUUCCUGGAUGUCACAGACAUUAACUUGAACUCUGCUAUGGACCUCCACCUGGAGCACUGGUGAAAGCAAUAUCCCCACCAAAGUGCUGGCUAGCAACAAGCUAGCCAUCAGCUGUCACACACUAGACACCAGCUUGAAAGUAGCUGUACAGACUGCUGAUAUCAGCUCUGACCAUACCAAAGAACAAUCGAAUUCUUCCCUCAACGGCUUCAGUCCAAGUGCCAAAAUGUGCUUCUUGUUAUAAUACAGUCGGAGGCUACACAACAGUAGACCAUUAGCCUACAUUCAAAGAUUGAAGGCUAAAUCAGAAGUUGAACUACAGAAUUAUAUUUUGACUUAUUUUCUCCACUUCAUGGAAAUGAGAUUUUUAUGUUGUUGUCAUACCCAGAAUCCAAAGACCAGGUGCUUUUUUUGACAUGAUCGCACAGCUGCCAAAUAAGUAUGACAGUACCCACAUGAAGGAUGGAAGGACAUAUUUACAGUGCUUUAUACAAACACUUUAUGCAAUAUCAGUGUUAAGUCACCUAGACUUGAAGACACAUUUUGACAGUCAUUGUAUACUUUCUGAGUCUAUGUUUGUAUUACUGGAAAAAAUGAAAGGAAUUUCAAGGUGAGUUGGAUUGCUUAGUACGGCCAUUUUGUAAAUAUCAUAACUAUCUGGACUGACAGAGACAAGCUGACGUCUGCAUAUUUUGUCAGUGGUGUGGGAAAGGACACAAACCACAAAUCAAGUGUAUUAUGUAAUCAAUUCCUCAUUUGAUGUAAAUAUGACAAAAAAAAAAAUCUCACUGCGCACCUCUAGCUUAAUACACAUUUGUCACAGUUUGCUUGAACUUAGAAUAUGUGUGUAGAAGUGGUUGUCAUUCCUUUGAAGGUCCUUUUUUUUAAUACAAGUUUCUUUUCACUGUUUGGCCUAUUUAUCCACAGGAUAAUAUUCUGGAGAAAAAAUGAUGUCUUUUAAAAAACCUUUGGUCUUAUCACUUUAAUCGGCAGACAAACUGUGCCUUAUUUGCAACAUCUUUUUAUUAUUAUACAAUUUUUAUACCAAUUUUCCCUUUACAAUUUAUACUAAUUUAGUAUUCCCUGAAAGCUAUCGACAGAUAUUAUUAUAGAAACCUCCAACAUAUGUUUUUCUUUAGCUGCAAAAUCAGAAGAAUGUUAAGGAAAAAUGCAACUUCAUCUCUAUUUUUAAGUACUUUUAUUUUUGUCCUUACAAAUUUCACCCCUUCCAUCACCAGGCCAAUCACAGUUAUUUAUUUUGUGUUUUUGUAUUUAUACUUUAUCCUGUAUUUAUACUGGCAUUCCUAGUGUCCUAGAUUGGGGCUCUUUUUGAUUUACCAGAAAACUCCAGUGCUACCAUUUUGACCAUGGACAAUUCUCUUAAAAAUGUGAUGCAAAGUGAAGGAACCACUUUGAAAAGCCAUGCUUUCUUAAAACACUUUUCCUUAAAGAAUCAUGUGAAGCGGAAAUGCCCAUUAUUAGCACUUGUGAAUAGGAAAAUGUAAUAUAUUCAGACCUUUACUGUGAAUACUGCAUAUAACGCAGCACGAACAGGUACCAGAGCCAGCCUAGACACACAGUAGUUAGCCUAAUGUGAGAACUUCAAAACACCUUUUAAAGUUUAUGUUUUGGUCAGUAAGUGUCUAUUUUUCACACAUAUAAAAACUUGGAGUAAUAGUUUAACAUUUUGGGAUAUACACUUAUUAGGUUUCUUCCUGAGAGUUAGAUGAGAUCAUUAACACUCUCAUAUCUGUCUGCUAAAUAUAAGGUUACGGAGCCAGACUAGCCGUUUCCCCCUUAUUCAAGUCAUAAUGCUAAGCUAAGAUGCUCUCCUAGCUACAACUUCAUAUUAACCAAAAAGGUAUGGGACUGGCAUCAGUCUUCUCAUCUAACUCUCGGCCAGAAAAGCGAAUAAGCGUUCUUUUCCAAAAUGUCACACUAGUGCUGUAAGUGCAUUGGCCAAUACAUUUCUUGCAUUUACGUUUACAUCCUCUGUAAACAUGGGUCUCACUUUGUGUUCUGUUUCGACCAAAUUUUGUUUUUUUUCUGUUACUUAUGAAGUGUUGCACUUAUUGAAUGGGUUCUACGGUUACAUGUAGGCUAUUAAUGCCCAUCUUGAAUAUAAGACAAAGCUGAUAUUCUUUACUUUCCUUCCUCUGUUAGAAUAUCUACUGGCCUUUUUUUUUUUUUUUUUAAAGUUUAUCUAGGUUCAUUUCACAAUAAUUUUCCCUAAUAAAGAAA
This is a messenger RNA of Xiphias gladius (swordfish), 5663 nucleotides long. It is a transcript of the gene myocd, whose product is annotated as myocardin. Gene Ontology annotation, biological process: smooth muscle cell differentiation; cardiac muscle cell differentiation. Lineage: Eukaryota; Metazoa; Chordata; Actinopteri; Istiophoriformes; Xiphiidae. The coding region runs from base 456 to 3485 and encodes 1009 amino acids. The transcript is spliced from 13 exons. The record is from RefSeq and is a predicted model, not a curated record.